This is a messenger RNA of Erigeron canadensis, 1230 nucleotides long. RefSeq names its product microtubule-associated protein RP/EB family member 1C. Gene Ontology annotation, cellular component: cytoplasmic microtubule; microtubule organizing center; spindle midzone. The transcript has 6 exons. Gene Ontology annotation, molecular function: microtubule plus-end binding. Gene Ontology annotation, biological process: thigmotropism; spindle assembly; protein localization to microtubule plus-end. The record is from RefSeq and is a predicted model, not a curated record. Bases 81 to 1046 code for a protein of 321 amino acids. NCBI's taxonomy places the organism in Eukaryota, Viridiplantae, Streptophyta, Magnoliopsida, Asterales, Asteraceae.
CCUUUCACUCUCUUUCUCUCUCAAGGAGCGUCGCCACACACCAAAUCUCUCUAGAACAGCCUGAAAGAGAGACACCUGAGAUGGCGACCCAUAUCGGAAUGAUGGACGCUGCGUACUUCGUCGGCCGAUCGGAAAUCUUAUCAUGGAUCAACUCUACUCUCCAACUCAGUCUCUCCAAAGUUGAAGAGGCGUGUUCAGGGGCAGUUCAAUGUCAGCUGAUGGACGCGGCACAUCCUGGAAUGGUGCCGAUGCAUAAGGUCAAUUUCGACGCUAAGACUGAGUAUGAUAUGAUCCAGAAUUAUAAGGUUCUUCAGGAUGUUUUCAACAAGCUCAAAAUCGACAAGCAUAUUGAGGUGAGCAAGCUAGUGAAAGGAAGACCAUUAGAUAAUCUUGAAUUCAUGCAAUGGAUGAAGAGAUAUUGCGAUUCUGUUAGCGGGGCUGGUCAUCACAAUUACAAUGCUAUGGAAAGAAGAGAGGCUUGCAGAGGUGGGAAAGAUGUGGGCAAAAAAUCUGCACCAACACAAUCUACGAGGGGAUCCACCGCAGCAACUAAAGCUCACACUUCCCGAAGAGGUGAUGCCCCUCCUGCUCACUCAACAGGCCCACCAGUCAGGACUGCUAAGCCUUCAUCAACAACAAAUGUGGCUGUAUACGAUCAACAGAUCACUGAGCUUAAGCUAACUAUGGACAGUCUUGAGAAAGAAAGAGAUUUUUACUUUGCAAAGUUGAGGGAUAUCGAACUCCUGUGCCAGUCUCCCAGUAUCUCAAACUUGACUGUAAUCGAUGCCAUAAAAAGGAUUUUGUAUGCUGCCGAAGAGGAUCCAUCAAUACUGGAAGAAGCUCAAGGCAUGCUUAUUAACCAAGAGAAACAAGAAGUGCCUUCAAAUCCAGUAUCUGAGGAUGUAGAAGAAUACAAGUCUCAAAAGAGGAAAAGUUUCAUUAAUUUUGAUGUUGAUGUUGCGGCAAGUGCUACAUUGUCUCCGCGGCAACGGCUCUCUGAUGCUUCUGAUGUACACUGCAGCGGGUCACCUCUUAUGACAAACUGAUGGUGACCAGAUCCUUUAUGAUUUCCACCUAGUUUACCAUAACUCUUUUUAUAAUAAUCCGAACUAUCUUCCAGUUUUUUUUAUUAGUUUCUUACAUCUCAUGUUAAGUGGCAACCUUUGCCUUUCAUUAUGUAAAAUUGAAGGGGAUUUCUUUUCUGCUGUUUAAUAUACAAUGUUUGCAGCC